Molecule: messenger RNA, 2780 nt
Organism: Alosa sapidissima (American shad)
Lineage: Eukaryota; Metazoa; Chordata; Actinopteri; Clupeiformes; Clupeidae
Product: phospholipid phosphatase 2-like
Exons: 7
Coding region: 292-1170 (292 amino acids)
Biological process (GO): phospholipid dephosphorylation; signal transduction; phospholipid metabolic process
Molecular function (GO): phosphatidate phosphatase activity
Source: RefSeq, a predicted model, not a curated record
CGUCAGUGUGAGGGAGUGGACGCGCUGAGGGUAGAAGAAGCGCAGUGAACACGCCCGCUCUCAUGGACUGAAAUCUGCUGUAGUCACUUCACGCCAAAAGGGCCUGACCUACAGUCUUUUUGAUCAGCGACUCAGAAUGUCCGAAGCGCACGACUUUAGCGCCUCCGGCCAUUGACUUCCAUUCAAGUCUCGUUCACGAUUUCCGAAGGGAACGCACAGGCUUUCCCCUACACACCUUUACCUACGCGCCGCACAGGGUCCCAUAAGGGAAACAAUUGAGAAGACAUAUUGAUGAGGAAAGAUCUCGCCAUGACGGAACAGAAGAGGAACAUUUACAUUUUGGUGGACGUCCUUUGUGUGGUUGUGGCGGCAAUGCCCUUCAUUAUCAUGACCAUCGUGUUCCGGCCAUACCAGAGGGGCAUCUACUGCGAUGAUGAGAGUAUCCGCUACCCCUACAAAAGUGACACCAUCUCCCAUGGCAUGAUGGCCGCCAUCACCAUCUCCUGCUCAAUUAUCAUUAUCAUGUCUGGUGAGGCCUGUCUGGUCUACACCAAGCAGCUGCACUCCAACUCUGGCUUCAACCAGUACGUGUCAGCACUCUACAAGGUAGUGGGCACCUUCCUGUUUGGCGCCUGCGUCAGCCAAUCCCUGACUGAUCUGGCCAAAUUCACCAUUGGCCGGCCACGGCCCAACUUCCUGGCCGUGUGCGCGCCCAUUUCUUGUACGGGCUACGUGCUAAAUAUCAACUGCACUGGGAACUACCGCAAUGUCACCGAGUCUAGGUUGUCUUUCUACUCUGGACACUCUUCCUUCGGCAUGUAUAGCAUGCUCUUCCUUGCAUUGUACGUCCAGGCCCGCUUGGUGGCCAAGUGGGCUCGGCUUCUGCGUCCCACAAUCCAGUUCUUCCUGGUGGCCUUUGCCGUCUACGUGGGUUACACGCGCGUCUCUGACUACAAGCACCACUGGAGCGACGUGCUGGUGGGGCUCCUGCAGGGGGCGCUCAUCGCCGUCCUCAAUGUUCGUUACGUGUCAGACUUCUUUAAGAUCCGCCCACCCCUCUGUGUGCGAUCGGACUCUGGAGAAAGUGAGGAUCUGGAGAGGAAGCCCAGACUGCAGAUUGCUGAGACCGACCGGGCCAACAACCACUACAGCUACCCAGGACCUGUGUGAAGCCUUCACGCACACACACACACAUUAUACGUUUCCUCACAUGCACAUAUUUUAAUAUUUCUUAUGCACAUUAUACACAUAUUGUCAUAUUGCUUUUCACACAUACACACACACACACACACACACAUUUACACGCACACACACCUUCUAAUCAAGUACAGACACAUACAUGGACAGUCACCUGGCUAUUACCCCAUUGUGUGCGUGUGUGUGUGUGUUUGUGUACUUUGUUUUUUUGUGUUUGUGAGUGACCAUGUGUGUACAAAUGUACAAGAGUGUGAAUGGUGAACAAGCAACACUUUUAUUGUUCAUCAUAAGGCUGACUGCUGUAUGCAAAUAGCAGGUCUCUCAGUAGCUCAGUAAGUGGCCUCUUCCCACUGCGUUGCUGAUGUUCUUCAAGGUCAGAGGUCAUUGUAAGCAAGGGACCAACAGACUACGAUGGCAAAAUUUCUGGAUUUCAAGAGGGCAGGAUGCGAAAAGGCUUUUUUUUUUUACCCAUAGCCAUGUUCACAGUGCCUUCAUGGUUUGUUUUGAAAUUGUUUGUAGUUUUAAUAGUUGCUGGGUAGUAGUUGAGCCUGCUGUUGUGGAUUAUUAUUUUGUUGUUUUUUGUAGAACGGUCUCUAUAUGCCUGUUUUAUACUAUUACCCUGUAUUUUAGUGCCACAUUUAAGUCUUAUUAAUUUGUACUUAACACUGUGCUUUGGCACUCAUGCUAACUCAUUAUGAGUGCACCAUUAACAUAAAGAAGCAGUGCUGUAUUGAUAGCCUGGAUAUAUUAGCUAAUGGCUGCAGAGCUAAGCUUGAUUAGUUCUGUUUGAUCUGAGCUGAAAUAUCAAAACAUGAACACAUUGGACCAGUGUCGGAGCUGAGCUAGAACUGAGCCGGACUCACAUCGGGUCGAGUGAUACUUUUGUGUUUGGUGUGUGCGAGUUGUGUGUGAGGUGUGUGUGUGUGUGUGUGUGUGUGUGUGUAUGUAAGAACCAUUGCUCUGGAGAGCAUGUGCAUUUCCUUAGAGCACAAACUACUGUCUGCCAUUUAGAUGUGAAACAAAGUAUGUAAACUCACACAGUUAAAUUUGUUCUCAAUUAGUGUGUGUGUAUGUGUGUCAAACACUUAAUAACACAUUCGUUGGACAAUAUUAUAAACUUGUACAACAGCACCUGGGCUGUUCUAAGAAACACUCCAGGUUUUUGGAGAAGUUAUACGAAUAGAUUGCCACCUUGUUUUAACAGUGCGUGUUCUUAUUCUCAUUCCGUAACCGAUGGAGCCCUGACUGUUGUUGCUGGUCCAUUAGAUGAAUUGUUUGGACAGCAAGACUGCAUUUACACUUCCUGUCUGUUUUGGACAGCAAGACUGCGCUUACUCUUCCUGUCUGUAUAACUAUGUUUUGUAUCUUCACCAGUCUUUGUCUAGACGCCCAUGUUAUAUUUUCUGUACACACCUGUGAGGCAUAUUUAUACUGAUAGCAACUGCACCCCAUAUUCAGUCAAGCUGUAUUUUAUGUCAUUUUUCUCAGUACUCAUUCUACACUGUAUGUAUGUUUGUUUGUUUGUUUGUACCAAUCAUAUAGACCUGAAUGUUUUUCACGUAAAAGAUGCUAAGCCACAGAAA